AUGGCCCGCGGUAGACUUAGUGAAAACGAACGUCAUUGCUUGGACUCUAACGGUCAGGAACGACAGGAUAUUGAAAAACCGGAUGUAAAAACGAAUGGUUUAAGAGUUCGCUUUCUUGAUGAAGAGGGGAAAACUGAAAGAACUGUGAGCGCUGAUGAAGUGGACAGUACUGUAACAAGGGUAAAAAAGGUUCACAUACUUAAGAACAGAAGUUCUAGCGAAACUAGUAUACUUCUUAGAAAUUCCUCUUUAAUUAAACGUCGUUCGAACGAGCGCAGGCACAGCGAUGGCAAUCCCGAUAAUCUAAACAAUAAUUCUUCGAAAGAGAAUUUGAACGGUAGAUGUGAACCAGAAAAGACUGAGCAUGGUACCAAAGAGAGCCAUUAUCGGCGGAACUGCAACGUUUACAGCGUUAAUCAAGCCAAGACUCUGACGCCGGAGCGUAAACGGAUUCCGCUGACAAUUCCGCGCCUAAUCAGCCACAAAGAGCACGUGAAGAGUAUAUUGCCCGCUGAAGUAUGUUUGGGGGAUGUACCUGUUGGGAAGGACUUCACGAGCCGCGCGAUUGGGAAGCUGUCACGAGGUCUUGGGAGGCUUUUGCGCCGCACCAACAGUGUCCGUAUCAGCGAGCCUGACCCGGUGUACAAGGUCGCCUACCUCGGCAACGUACUCACCGGAUGGGCAAGAGGUAUGACUUAUAUCAUAACUUGUUUACAAACAUUGCUAUAG
Pieris macdunnoughi is the source of this 729-nucleotide messenger RNA. The record is from the annotation of a GenBank genome assembly. Lineage: Eukaryota; Metazoa; Arthropoda; Insecta; Lepidoptera; Pieridae.